This is a messenger RNA of Polypterus senegalus (gray bichir), 2556 nucleotides long. Its product is annotated as extracellular calcium-sensing receptor-like. The coding region runs from base 1 to 2556 and encodes 851 amino acids. Gene Ontology annotation, cellular component: membrane. The record is from RefSeq and is a predicted model, not a curated record. NCBI's taxonomy places the organism in Eukaryota, Metazoa, Chordata, Cladistia, Polypteriformes, Polypteridae. Gene Ontology annotation, biological process: G protein-coupled receptor signaling pathway. The transcript is spliced from 6 exons. Gene Ontology annotation, molecular function: G protein-coupled receptor activity.
AUGCCUUUUUCAUCGGAUGCAAAAGAUCCUCUGUGUUUGCAAUGGAGAAAAACAGAGCUACCUAUGUUUUCAAAAGAUGGAGAUAUAAUUAUUGGGGGUAUUUUCUCUUUGCAUGAUAACCCAAUUGAUGACAAUCUAACAUUUACAAGUAUGCCAGAAGUAUCACAAUGCAAGGGUCUCAACUUCAGAGAACUUCAGUUUGCACAAAGUAUGAUAUUUACAAUUGAUGAAAUAAAUAACAGCACAGACAUCCUGCCGGGUAUUGUUCUGGGCUAUAAGAUAUAUGAUGCUUGCAGAGAUGUACAAUUGGCUAUUAGAUCAGCGAUGGCCUUAGUGAGUGGAAAUGGGGAAGGAUCCCUUGGAGACAAGUCUUGUGCCAAACCAUCUUCUGUUCUUGCAAUUAUAGGACCAUCUAGCUCAGCGCCAACUGUUGGAGUUGCAAAAGCUCUGGGGCCUUUUAAUGUACCAGUGAUUAGUCAUGGUGCCAGCUGUGCAUGCCUUAGUGAUAAAAAGCUUUUUCCUGCUUUCUUAAGAACAAUUCCUAGUGAUUAUUAUCAAAGCAGAGCUCUGGUUCAACUUGUGAAACAUUUUGGAUGGACCUGGGUUGGAGCAAUAAGAAGUGAUGAUGAUUAUGGUAAUUAUGGAAUGGCUACAUUUGAACAAAUUGCACAACAGGAAGGUGUCUGCAUUGAAUAUUCUGAGACCAUAUACCGAACCUACCCAAGAGAGAAAUUUCGUAGAACUGUUAAUACUAUUAAGUCAUCCUCCUCAAAUGUCAUCAUAGGCUUUGUUAAUUUUUAUGAUCUGGAAGUUCUCCUUGAAGAAAUGUAUUUGAAGAAUGUAACUGGUUUUCAGUGGAUAGGGUCAGACUCUUGGAUUUCAGCAAGAAAUCCAUCAAUGAUGGAAUAUUACAAACUUUUGAAGGGUGCAAUUGGAGUUCAAGUUAGUGAUGCUAUUAUACCUGGACUAAAAGAAUUUCUAUUGAAUGUUCGUCCAUCAAAUAUACCUGGGAAUUCUGGCAUGAAUACGUAUUGGGAAUUUCUUUUUAACUGCACUACAUCUUCUCAAGAUGGCACUGCAACUUUUUUGCCAUGCACAGGCACUGAAAAUUUAGGUGCAGUGAAUACUCAAUAUACUGACAUGUCGAAUAAUGGAUAUUCUGGUAAUGCAUAUAAAGCUAUGUAUGCAAUAGCUUAUUCACUACACAAUCUCCUGAAAUGUAACAGUCCUGAGCAAAUCGCCAGUAAAAGAUGUUCAAACAGGACAUCAGUUGAACCACUGCAGGUACUGCAGUAUCUAAAAAUUGUAAACUUUACAGCAAGCAAUGGAGAAAACUUUUAUUUUGAUGAGAGCGGAGACCCUGCAGCAAAAGUUAAAACAUAUGACUUGAUAAACUGGCAGUUAGAUAAAGAAGGUUUAAUACAAUUUGUAACAGUUGGUGCAUAUUAUGCAUUUCUACCAGAAGAACAGCAGUUCAUGAUAAAUUACAGCCGCAUAGUUUGGUCUGGGCCAGGACAAAAGGUGCCAAAAUCUGUGUGCAGUGACAGUUGUCAGCCUGGAACUCGUAAAGCAGUCCAGAAAGGAAAGCCUGUCUGUUGUUAUGACUGUAUACCCUGUGCAGAUGGUGAAAUUAGCAAUAGAACAGAUUCACCUGACUGUUUAAAGUGCCCUCUAGAGUACAAAUCAAAUAAGGGAAAAAAUCAAUGCAUUUUAAAGGAAAUUGAGUAUUUAUCCUUUGAAGAACUUAUGGGAAUAUUACUAGCAACGUUUUCUUUGUUGGGUGCUUCCCUAAGUACCAGCAUUGCAUUUGUCUUUUACCUGAAGAGAGAUACACCCAUUGUUAAAGCUAACAAUUCUGAAUUAAGUUUCCUGCUUCUCUUUUCUUUGGCAUUAUGUUUUCUUUGUUCGCUUACAUUUAUUGGUCAGCCUUCUGAUUGGUCCUGCAUCUUACGCCACACUGCAUUUGGAAUCACAUUUGUUCUAUGUAUCUCUUGUGUUCUGGGGAAGACUAUAGUUGUGCUGAUGGCCUUUAGGGCCACCUUGCCUGGUAGUAACAUUAUGAAGUGGUUUGGGCCAACCCAACAGCGAUUAAGUGUUUGCGCUUUUACACUCAUACAAGUAGUCAUAUGUCUAUUUUGGUUAUUGAUAUCUCCCCCUUUCCCAAAUAAAAAUAUGAAGCACUCCUCAGAAAUUAUUAUUUUAGAAUGUGAUUUGGGGUCUGCCACUGCUUUUUAUGCAGUUUUAGGUUACAUCGGAUUUCUUUCUGGUCUGUGCUUCAUCUUGGCAUUUUUGGCUCGGAAAUUGCCGGACAACUUCAAUGAAGCCAAAUUCAUUACAUUUAGCAUAUUAAUAUUUUGUGCUGUUUGGAUAACUUUUAUUCCUGCAUAUAUAAGCUCACCUGGGAAAUACACAGUGGCUGUGGAGAUAUUUGCUAUUUUAGCUUCCAGCUUUGGUUUACUCAUUUGUAUUUUUAUUCCAAAAUGUUAUAUUAUAUUGCUUAAACCAGAGAAAAAUACAAAAAAAUAUCUAAUGGGAAAAAUGCCUCUAAAAACCUAA